Messenger RNA from Elgaria multicarinata webbii, 4475 nucleotides. It is a transcript of the gene MYNN, whose product is annotated as myoneurin. Gene Ontology annotation, biological process: regulation of transcription by RNA polymerase II. The coding region runs from base 86 to 1927 and encodes 613 amino acids. Gene Ontology annotation, cellular component: nucleus. The record is from RefSeq and is a predicted model, not a curated record. NCBI's taxonomy places the organism in Eukaryota, Metazoa, Chordata, Lepidosauria, Squamata, Anguidae. The transcript has 9 exons. Gene Ontology annotation, molecular function: DNA-binding transcription factor activity, RNA polymerase II-specific; protein binding.
CCUGAGGUGAAUAAGAUUUCGUGUCUGCAUCCCUGCCCCUGCCCCUGCCAGGCCAAAUUGAAGAAGCUGCAUCUUGCUACCCAAAAUGCAGUGUUCCCAUCACUGUGAGCACCUACUGGAGAAGCUAAACAAACAGCGAGAGGUGGGCUUCCUUUGCGACUGCACCAUCAUUAUUGGUGAAUUCCAGUUCAAAGCUCACCGAAAUGUUCUGGCUUCCUUUAGCGAGUACUUUGGGGCUUUUUACAGGGAUACUUCAGAGAGUAACGUAUUUUUGGAUCAGAAUCAAGUGAAGGCCGAUGGAUUUCAGAAACUCCUGGAGUUCAUAUAUACGGGAGAGUUAAACCUUGACAGUUGGAAUGUUAAAGAAAUUCAUCAGGCUGCUGACUACCUCAAAGUGGAGGAGGUGGUUGCUAAAUGUAAGAUAAAGAUGGAAGACUUUGCUUUUAUUGCUAAUCCCUCUUCGACGGAAAUCUCUAGUAUCACUGGGAAUAUUGCAUUGAACCAACAGACUUGCCUCCUAACCCUUCGUGACUACAACAACCAGGAGAAAUUAGAUCUCCCCUCAGUGGACACAGUUCAAUCCCUGGUCUUAACAGCAACCCCAGAAAAAAAAUCCGUUCAAACCAAAAAGCGAAAGAAGGCCUUCAGCUCGCUAAAAAACCUGCCGGACAAACCUGCCCAAUAUCCAAGUGAUGCCGUGGAGAACUGUGCAGUGGAGAUGUUUCUAGAUGCUAAUAAACUAGCCACGGAGAUAACGGAGCAAGCUGCCCAGGGUGGGGAUAAUGCUGAGCUGCAGCUGACGCCGGUGGUGGAGAGCGAAACCUUUGCUGCACAGGAGAUCCUGGUCCAGUCUAUGGCCCUGAAACCCAAACGGGGGAAAGCGCCACAGGGCUUUGCUUUGAAAGAGCACUGCUUAUCCGACAUCACCAGCGACAAGAACGCUUACCAGCUGGAAAGCUCUGGAGAGGAACUGGAUCAGAAAUACUCCAAGACCAAGCCAGUCUGUAACACCUGCGGGAAGGUGUUUUCCGAAGCCAGCAGUCUCAGGCGGCACAUGAGGAUCCACAAAGGAGUAAAACCGUACGUGUGCCAGCUCUGCGGGAAGGCCUUUACGCAGUGCAACCAGCUGAAAACGCAUGUAAGAACUCACACAGGUGAAAAGCCCUACAAAUGCAAACUCUGUGACAAAGGCUUUGCUCAGAAAUGCCAGCUGGUUUUCCACAGCCGUAUGCAUCAUGGGGAGGAGAAGCCGUACAAAUGCGAUGCCUGCAACCUACAGUUUGCCACUUCCAGCAAUCUGAAGAUUCAUGCCAGGAAGCACAGUGGAGAGAAGCCAUAUGUCUGUGAUAGAUGUGGGCAGCGAUUUGCCCAGGCGAGCACACUAACGUAUCACGUGCGGCGACACACGGGAGAAAAGCCCUACGUCUGUGACACCUGCGGGAAAGCUUUUGCAGUCUCGAGUUCGCUCAUCACACACUCAAGAAAGCAUACAGGGGAGAAACCGUAUAUAUGUGGUAUUUGCGGCAAAAGCUUCAUUUCUUCAGGAGAACUCAGCAAACACUUCCGCUCCCAUACAGGUGAAAGACCAUUUACCUGUGACCUGUGUGGAAACUCCUACACAGAUAUAAAAAACCUAAAGAAACACAAAACAAAGGUUCAUACAGAUUCUGUGAACUCUCUGGAUCCCAUCACGCUUGAUCAUCCCUUCAAUGAUCAAGACUCCAUUUCAAAUGAGAAAAGCCCAUUGCUGGAGUCGGUUGAUGUGAAGCCUUCGGACAUAGCAUUACCUCUCCCCAUUGGAACAGAGGAUCACCAAGUGCUAUUGCCUGUCACAGACAGCCAGUCUCCCCCAUCAGACACGCUUCUGAGGUCGACCAUCACUGGGUAUUCAGAACCUCAGUUCAUUUUCCUCCAGCAGUUGUACUGAUAUCCUGUGUGCGACGAAAACUUUGGCAGUGAGAGCCUCUUUGAAAUAACCAAGGUGGACUGAAGGGAUGGAGAAUUCCAGUUGAAGGGCACAAUUUUUUUAAAAAAAGCUAUCCAAUACAACAAAUGCAAAUUAAUUGUAGCAUAUGAAGAACACAGUUGGUGUUAUGUAGCGAAUUUUGGCACUGACAAAACUUGCAACAUUCAGCUGGGAAGUACAUCAAAUUUAAAAUCUGCUUUGGGCAGGAUUAUUGGUGCCUACUAAAAUAGACUGGCAUUGCUGCAUGUAAACUCUGCAAAAUUACAAGGAUUGGAUCCAUAUUUACACUGGAUUAACUGUUCUAAAGAAACUGGAUUUUCCUAUCCCCUCUGAAAAGGCUACACAGUCAGGAUACCCUGCUGAAUGAGAUGAGCUGUAGUGGUGGUGGGAGGGAGGGAGAACACCCCCCCCAAAAAAAUCAGGUAGAGGAACCUUCCACAAUGAGCCUUUCCUCUCAUGGAAUAUCUCUUCCCUGCUGCUUACAGAAGGCAGAUCCUGAAUACAACCCCAUAUAUUUCUUUAACUAGGAAGCCAAAUCUGCAUUCAGAAUAAAAUAUAUUUGUACACAUUCACAUAAUAUACAAGGAGCUGUCUUGCCCUAUAUCUGCUCAGUCGGUUCUUGUAGCCAUGGGGCAAGCAAUCUUCACUAGCCAUGCUGCCUGUUAGACACUGCUUAGUGGAACUGGGAGGUUUUAGUACACAAAGCAUGAACUUUGCUACUGGAUUAUGGGUUGUCCCAUGUUUUGAGAAUUUUUAAAAUCACUUUUUGCCAUAAAAGGGACAAAGGGAAAUGAAAAUAACAAGUUUGAAGGUGUCUCCAAGCUUUUCUCUACAAUCAUGAGCUAGAAACUACAUUAAAAAGAAACAAGCAAAAAACUACUGCUUCUUUGGAUGCUAUAUUCUAAGCCUGACUUGCUUGCCUAAUAAACCUACAGAUUCAUAGAAUACUCCUAUCCUCUGAUUAUCUGCCCCGCCUUCAAGAAAAGCUGCAAUGCGGGUCAGAUUGACCCAUAUUGCAGCAGCCAUUGUUGUCCUUUUUAGGCUUCCAUCUAGAGACUUCAGCAAAGCAGCAAGUUUUACACCUGUUUCUGCUUUGAGAAUCCACUCCUCAUCUACCACAUAUAAGCAGCACUGUCCUGCUCCGUUAUAAUACAUCCCAUAUUUGGCUAUGGCUGGAGAGGAAAGAGAUGGAAGUGGGUUACCUAUAUGAAGUUUGGUACCCACUUCUGUAGGGAGGUGCUCAUGCGUGUCUGUGUGAGUUGUUGUUGCAGGAAUCCUGUAUGUGCUUCCCAAGGAGCUAGAUAUGAAUGUCUUCUCUACCACACACCUGUUUUUCUACCAGCAUUUUGCUCUUCUGAUAGGGAAAACUCAAAAGCAGACUUCUUACAGUGCAAUCGUCCUGAGUGCUGGUGAUAUGAAGUGUCUGUUAGCACAAACUGAAUUAUCUUUCAAUCCUAAAAAAAGUUCAUGAAGUUUAACUCCGGAUGUACUUCUUUACAAUAUGCAUCUUCUGGGGGAAACAUACUGUUUAGUAUGCUUUUAGUAUACUAUAUUUAGUAUUUCAUAAGAAUGUUUCCACGUUUUUGUGUGUCAUUUUUUAAAAGUUGUUUCAGACUUCUAAAAACCCUGUUCUUAGAUUUAUAUUAGACCCUACUUAGCUAUUUAAUAUUUAUAAAGAUGUUUUACUUUAUAGAACUCAUUUGUAUGUAAAGAGAUUUCUAAGGAGACCAUUGUUUGAUUCCCCCUUUCCCAUACACUACAGACCCUUGAGUGGAAAUCUAUUGCAGCAAUAAUUGAAUAGCUUGUUUCCAAAUGAAAGAUUAUACUGUCGUACACAGGUGUCUUGGGCUGUCAAGAUAUAAUGUCCUCUUAAAGAUACUUAUUCAAUAAAUUAUGACCUACACCAGUAUUAAGAUACUGGUAGGAAGUGUUUGAUUUGCUGGGUUCUGUAGGGACAACGCAGAGGUAUUUUACUUGCAUCCAUAUGUACAGUAGCCUUCCCCAACCUGCUACUCUCCAGGUGUUGGACUAUAAUAUCAUUGCUACCCCAGGUAGCAAUGAUAUUCAAGGAUUAUAGGAGUCGUAGUCCAACACAUCAGGAGGGCACCAGUUGGGGAAGGCAGAUGUGGAGUUUACUUCUCCAAGCCUUGUUUGGAAUUGGAAAGAAUAUGCAGUUGAAUUUCUGAUACAAAUAACCAUCCAUCCAAUGGCUUUGAUGCUUUGCCUUGAUGAGGGAAGGGAAUGCUCUUAAACCUUCUCUUUAUCCAUAUUUUAAACCCUUACUUGGAAUGUUACUACUAGGUUUGCCAGUAUAACAAUUACAAGAUUGUAGGCAUUCUGAGGAGUUGUUAGUUAUCCUCUCUGAUUUAAAUUAUUUCUGAAAUAUUUUCUCAUGUACAUACAAAACAUUUUUUCUCGUUCAUGCACAUGUGUGUGUGUAUAGCUUGCCUCCUUGCUUUUAUACUUCCUUCUGUGGGUUGAUGUACAUACUUAGCUUGCAAUAUUUUAA